Messenger RNA from Papaver somniferum (opium poppy), 1179 nucleotides. RefSeq lists its product as uncharacterized. Bases 164 to 922 code for a protein of 252 amino acids. NCBI's taxonomy places the organism in Eukaryota, Viridiplantae, Streptophyta, Magnoliopsida, Ranunculales, Papaveraceae. The transcript has 8 exons. The record is from RefSeq and is a predicted model, not a curated record.
UGGACGUUUUUUAGUCCUUUUUCCUUGUCUGUUUCUCAUGUUCCUUUCUUCUUCUUAUAGAAAGAGAGAGAGAAGAAUAGGUUCAAAAUCAAAAUUAUUAGUACUUCUUUCUCUCUGAAAACUCAAAUUUAGGGUUCGUCAAGAUUAUCAGUUGUUAGUAGUCAUGGGGCGUCAACAGGAGAAUUUGGAUAAGAUGAAGGUUCGUCAGGAUUAUAGAAAUCUAUGGCAUACUGAUCUUAUGAGCACUAUUCAAGCUGAUACUCCUUAUUGUUGUAUGGCGUUGUGGUGUGGACCAUGUGUAUCCUACAUGCUUCGGAAACGAGCUAUUUACAAUGACAUGAGAAGGUAUGUUUGCUGUGCUGGUUAUCUCCCAUGCAGUGGUAGAUGUGGAGAAAGUAAGUGCCCUGAGUUUUGCCUUGCUACUGAGGUUUGCCUUUGUUUUGGAAAUUCAGUUGCAUCCACCCGUUUUCUAUUGCAAGACGAGUUCAAUAUACAGACAACACAAUGUGAUAAUUGCAUUAUUGGGUUCAUGUUCUGUCUUCAACAAGUUGCCUGCAUAUUUUCCAUUGUUGCAAUGAUUGUUGGAAGUGAGGAAAUAUCAGAAGCUUCUCAGAUAUUAUCCUGCCUGUCUGAUCUCGUCUAUUGCUCGGUUUGUGCUUGUAUGCAGACACAACACAAGAUUGAAAUGGACAAAAGGGAUGGAGUCUUUGGACCUCAAGUGAUGGGAGUACCUCCUGUUCAAAAUAUGUCGCGCAUUGACCAGCCAGUUCCUCCACAUGUUGGAUACCCACCACAGCAAGGAUAUGGAUACCCACCACCCCAGCCUCAGGGUUACCCACCUGCUGGUUAUCCCCCACAAGGAUACCCUCCAGCUGGCUACCCACCUGCUGGUUACCCACCAGCAGGUUAUCCUCCAAAGUAAGAUAUGCGCCACAGAUUUCUUUCUCCUAUUGAAAUGGGGGUUUUCUUCCAUUUUUGUUCUCUCUGUUACAUGAUUUGAUGGACGGACGGCUUUAGUAGACUGCUGGUUUUGUGAGACCUCACAGUUAUCUAGUGUUUAUAAUGGUUCGGUGGUUUUACCAUUUCUAUAUUGAGACUGAAGAACAAAUUAUAGUUUUAUGUUCCGUAUCAUUGUCAAUGACAUAUUGCAGUUUGUACAUCUCUCAGAAUGGUUUUCGU